This is a messenger RNA of Calypte anna (Anna's hummingbird), 2372 nucleotides long. It is a transcript of the gene EXOSC9, whose product is annotated as exosome component 9. NCBI's taxonomy places the organism in Eukaryota, Metazoa, Chordata, Aves, Apodiformes, Trochilidae. Gene Ontology annotation, cellular component: nuclear exosome (RNase complex); cytoplasmic exosome (RNase complex). Gene Ontology annotation, biological process: nuclear polyadenylation-dependent mRNA catabolic process; U1 snRNA 3'-end processing; nuclear polyadenylation-dependent rRNA catabolic process. The coding region runs from base 97 to 1422 and encodes 441 amino acids. The transcript is spliced from 12 exons. The record is from RefSeq and is a predicted model, not a curated record.
AGAGCAGCAGCUGCACCCCUGCGCACUGCAACACCCGUUGCCUGCUGAUGAUGCAAUCGCCGCGCGUCGGCUGCUGUCAGCGCCUUGCAGCCCAAGAUGAAGGCCCCGCCGCUCUCCAACUGCGAACGGCGCUUUCUGCUGAAGGCCAUCGAGGAGAGGAAGCGCCUGGACGGGCGGCAGUGCUAUGACUACCGGAACGUGCGCAUCUCCUUCGGCGCCGACUACGGCUGCUGCAUCGUGGAGCUGGGCAAGACCAGGGUUCUUGCACAAGUCUCAUGUGAGCUUGUUACCCCCAAGCCGAACCGGCCCACUGAAGGGAUCCUCUUCUUCAAUCUGGAGCUCUCACCCAUGGCUGCACCUGGGUUUGAGCCUGGCAGACAAUCCGAGUUACUGGUGAAACUGAACAGACUGAUAGAACGAUGCCUGAGAAAUUCCAAAUGUAUAGAUACAGAGUCUCUUUGCAUUGUUGCUGGUGAAAAGGUUUGGCAAAUCCGUCUGGACCUGCACCUGCUGAACCACGAUGGCAACAUCACCGACGCCGCCGGCAUGGCGGGCAUCGCCGCGCUCUGCCACUUCCGCAGGCCCGAGGUGUCUGUGCAGGGGGACGAGGUGACUGUGUACACUCCUGAGGAACGUGAUCCUGUCCCCUUGAGCAUCCACCAUAUGCCUGUUUGUGUCAGUUUUGCCUUCUUCCAGCAAGGGACCUAUCUAUUAGUGGAUCCAAGUGAACGAGAGGAAUCUGUAAUGGAUGGAGUCCUCGUCAUUGCCAUGAAUAAACACCAGGAAAUUUGCACCAUCCAGUCCAGUGGAGGGAUUAUGCUUGUAAAGGAUCAGGUUCUGAGAUGCAGUAAAAUAACAGCUGUUAAGGUUGCAGAAAUAACAGAACUCAUUCAAAAAGCCUUGGAAAACGACCAGAAAGUUAGGAAAGAAGGUGGGAAGUUUGGCUUUGCAGAAUCUAUACCGAAUCAAAAGAUCACAGCCUUCAAAAUGGAAAGUGCUGCUGUGGACACUAACAAUGUGGAAGAACAAGCAGAAGAAAUCAUCACUAAAGCUGACCCUCCUUCAGAAGUUUUUGCAAAACCAAUAUUGCACACUCCUGGCACAGCCCAAAUUGGGGAAGGAAUAGAGAACUCUUGGGGAGAUCUUGAAGAAUCUGAGAAAGAAGAAGCAGUGGAAGAGGAGGGUGAAAGUGAAACUCCUUCUUUGAAAUGUCAGAAAAUGGAAGCUGAGGACACAAGUACAUUGACAGAAACUGAGAAGGAUGAGCCUAUUGUACUGUCUGACAGCGAAGAGGAAGAAGUUGUCAUUCUGGAGCCACAGGAACUACCAAAGAAAACAAGAACACAGACCAACUCAAAACAAGAGAGUACUAGCAAGAAAGCAUUUAACAAAAGGAGAAGAAAGAAGAGAGCUGCUUACUAAAGCCAUCAUCCCUCUUCAGAAAUGCUGUACAAUACAUCACUUGGUUUGUCUUUACUGAACUUAUUUUUAUAGAUAACUUUUUCCUCCCACCCCAUAUCUGGUCCUGCUUCUAUGUAUAUUUUAUAAACUCUUGUACACAACUUUAAAUGAAAACAUUUUUCAUGUAAGUGAAAUUCAAUUCUUACCAUCCAGCUGCAGCAGAAACACAUUAGUUCAGCUUGAACUAAGUCAAGUUCUACAUCUUGAAUUGCAGAGGUAAAAUGCAGUUUUCCUAAAAAAGAUUUUGGCCUUACUGAAGUGAGCUGUGUAGAGUCAGAGAGAGUGGGUUGUAGAAAUGGCAGCUCAAGUGUAAUGCCAGGAAAAGCUCCUUUUAAUUAAGGUAGCUAUUGCCAUGCCUUGAAGUGUUCUUCAUAGGGGUAAAUGGUGUCAGUCCACAUCUUACCUUGCACUUUGUAUAAAAAUGAACAGAAAUGCCCAUACUUACUGUAUUAAAACAGCAAAACUUCAGAGAGCAGCAACUCAUACUUCAAGGAUGUUUCUUUACAAGUUUAAUUAAAUAACCCAUGCAAUAGACAGGAAUUCUCCUUGAACUGUAUUUAGAGAAUUGUGUUCUGAGUUUAGAUUUGGGCAAAGGAAAGAGACAAGAAGGUUUCCAAAAUACCUCACCUAGCUGCUUUGUUGGAGAACCAAGUCCAACUGGAAACAUGCACAUAUUUACAAGAGCCAAGCAGGACUAUUUAACAUGUGACAUCAGAAUUGCAUGACAAAAGAACAGGAAAGAAGUUGCUGUAGCAGAUACUGCAUUCUUAAAAUCAGGUUUAGAAUUUAAUGUAAAACCCCAGAUCACUCCUAGCCAAGCAAAGCUUGCCCUUCCAUGGUCACAAAAUGGCUCAACUACAACAGAUCUGUGUCCUCCAAGGUUUCAGUAUUCCAGUACCAAGCAGCAAACC